Tarenaya hassleriana is the source of this 546-nucleotide messenger RNA. RefSeq lists its product as uncharacterized. Bases 79 to 345 code for a protein of 88 amino acids. The record is from RefSeq and is a predicted model, not a curated record. The transcript is spliced from 3 exons. NCBI's taxonomy places the organism in Eukaryota, Viridiplantae, Streptophyta, Magnoliopsida, Brassicales, Cleomaceae.
CCACCCCACGCUUACGCCCAAUCACCUAGGUUAUUUGAGUGGUUUUCCCACGUGAAAGAGAGGAACCUGGUGUUCGCCAUGAGAGAAGAUUACGAGGUUGAUGAGAAGAAGCAAGCGGCUGCCGAUGUAUUGUUUAAUUAUUCCAAGUUUGCAAUGGCAUGUAUCGGAAAUCAAACUCGAGCGAGUGACAUGAGGUUGCAUUUGAUGAAGGAAAUCUCGGGAUUGCCAACUUCUCUGAAAAGGAGAGAAGCUUCCAGAACAGCUGCUUCUCCUGAUCCAGCGGGUGAAUCCUCGAGCUCUGGUACAGCCAGGCUUGAUAAAGUGGACAGUUUCAGGGCAGUUUAAUUUAUACCUGCCAGUGUUUCAUAGUAUAGAUGUUUGGCGCAUCACGGGUUUAGUUCCUGCCUCUUAGAAAAACCAUUUAUGGAUUCUACUCUUGAUUGGUCCGUGACAAUGUUAUCUUGUAUGCAAUGCCUCGAUGUGUGAUUAUUGAAACUGAUUGUUUUGCUAUUACUCUGAGUUGUUAUGUCUUUGGUGUCAUCUCUU